AUCCAUAUUGGCUGUCGAGUAUCGCUCAUAGAGAUACAAAUGAGCAAGAUUGACUUUUCAUUUGCAACAUGAUCAUUUUCCUACAGGCUAGCUUUUCAAAGCCUUUUUAUGCCGAGUCUGACAACAAAGGGCCUUUCUUCUUCUGACGCGUUGUUAGCGGUGAUUGGAUAAUUGAAGUUGAAUUGCAUGAUUCGCCGUUUGUAAGCAAGCAACACAGCUCCACUAGUGUAUGUACUUCUAGGGUAUUGGAAGAGAAGGUCCGCUCGUACGAUUUAAGCUAUGUAUCUUGUUCAUCAUCAUCACUUGGUUGCAUCCAUCUCGCAAAAUGGCCAGCAUGAUCACCUCAUCUUUGAGGACAUCUACUCCUUCAACAAGGAUGGCAAUGCGCUCCUCACUCCAAGCAAGGAUGCUAUCCACUUCUUCUCCAUUAAGCCAGGCAAGCGUGAAGCCGCCAACAGCUGUCUUAUUGAUGAACAUGGGAGGACCUUCCACUUUGGACGAAGUUGGUGACUUCUUAUCACGUCUGUUCCACGAUCGUGAAUUGAUUCAAUUACCAUUCCAAAAGAGAUUGGCACCAUUGAUCGCAAGAAGGAGAACACCCAAGAUUGUGGAACAAUACGACAAAAUUGGUGGCGGAAGUCCCAUUCUAAAGUGGACUAGAAUGCAAGGAAAAGAGAUGGCAACCAUGUUGGACGAAUUAUCACCUUCGACUGCUCCACACAAGGCAUACACUGCUUUCAGAUACGCAAGACCAUUGACAGACGAAGCUUUGGAAGAAAUGAAAGCAGAUGGCGUUCAACGUGCAGUUGCAUUUACCCAAUAUCCUCAAUACAGUUGCAGUACAACUGGAAGUUCCUUGAACGAACUGUAUCGCGAGAUCCAAAGAAGAAAGGAACAGGGAAAAGAAGAAGGCAACAUCAAAUGGAGUGUAAUUGAUCGUUGGCCUACACAUCCUGGACUUGUUGAUGCAUUUGUGAAUCGCAUCCAAGCCGUUUUGCAAACAUACCCAGCAGAAAAGCGUAAUCAAGUUCCAAUCAUGUUCUCUGCUCAUUCCCUUCCUAUGCAAAUUGUCUCAGGUCGUGGUGAUCCAUACCCUGCAGAAGUGGCGGCCACUGUUUCAGCAGUCAUGACUAAAUUGGGAUGGAGUAACCCAUACAGAGUUACAUGGCAAUCGCAAGUUGGACCAUCUGCAUGGCUUGGACCGCAAACGAGUGAUACGAUCAAAGGCUGGGCAAAACAAGGCUAUAAGGAUUGCAUUGCUGUUCCGAUCGCAUUUACGCAAGAUCACAUUGAAACGCUGUAUGAAUUGGAUAUCGAAUUACAAGAAGAAGCAGAAGAGCAUGGAAUUCAUCUUAAACGUGCUGAAUCAUUGAACGAUGAACCAACAUUUUUGCGUGCUUUGGCGGAAAUUGCAUCAGCCCAUCUUGCAUCUUGUGAAGGAGGACAAAGUUCCGGUAAUGAGCCAUGGGCGCAAGGAAAUACGAGUAGACAAAUGCAAUUACGUUGUCCAGGUUGCGUGAAUGCUGUUUGCGGUGAACAAAAACGUUUCUUUGGUGAUAAUAACGUCAAAGUGGGCGAAGAUGCAUUUCGUUCGUGAUCACACAUGUAUUCAUAGUUUUCUUU
Molecule: messenger RNA, 1623 nt
Organism: Meira miltonrushii
Lineage: Eukaryota; Fungi; Basidiomycota; Exobasidiomycetes; Exobasidiales; Brachybasidiaceae
Product: ferrochelatase-domain-containing protein
Exons: 1
Coding region: 326-1597 (423 amino acids)
Biological process (GO): heme biosynthetic process
Molecular function (GO): protoporphyrin ferrochelatase activity
Source: RefSeq, a predicted model, not a curated record